UUUCGGACGAGUCCAGUCGAUAAGUAUGAAGACAACUAUGCCCCCACUCCUCACCACACCCAUUCAACCCUUAAAUAAUUUUUCACCCCUUUAACUGAAAAUCGUUGACACAAUACUUGGUACAAACAAAUUAAACCUGAUUUAUGUGGUACCUUUGAUCUCUGCCUUGGGGCAAAUUUUUAUCCUGAAAAAUGAUUGAAUGACUGACGAGGAUUGCAUUUGUAUGAGUAAAAUAAAAAAGAAUUUUUGUCAUUCAAUGAAUACAGUGACUCGAGAAAUUUAAUCUUUGCAGAGGUAUUAAUUAUAGAUCGAACUCAAAGAUAAACUCAAGGUAAUUCAUCUUCGUUAAUAUCUCUUGAAUCUUGAUAACAUUUUACCACAAUGUCCUGUACAAUAAGACUGCAGAGCGAUCCGGUAUAACAAUCAUUGGGUGUGCGGUGGAACAUCAAUAGCAUAUUGCCGGUUGUAUCGUCUACAAGAAGAUAAUAGUGGACGGUUAAUAUUCUAGUACAACAUUGACCGUGGUUCGAAAUGGAUGUAACAGUUAAAAAAAGUUUGAAAUCGGAUCUUAUCGGAGCAGUGAUAAUCACAUUACUUUCCACCUGUACAUUCGGAAUCAACGGUUUGCUAAAAGAAGAAUGCCCUGAAACUGAAAUAGUCGAUUUAACCGUAAAUUCGUCUGACUCUUUAGCGUCUUUGAGAAAAUAUGGUACGGAUAGAUUUCCACCGAACGCGACAUGGUCGAUUAACGGUAAAGUUUUCGGGUGUCUCUGCGACUUGGGAACAUGCCUAACACUCUGCUGCUCGUUGCACAUGGCCCGAUUUCAGGGUGACUGCGUCGAAGACAAUGCGACUUCCGAUUUCCUGCCUGGAAUCAGAACAUCAAUAGAUAACAAAACCGAAAUAGAUAACGUACCCCUAAAAACUUCUUAUCUCUCAAUCGAUCAACCUUGCGAUCUUGGAUGGAUGCAGCCUUCGUUAUUGGACAAUUUUUCCUUGUUGCAAGACGGUUCGAUUUUCGAUCCAAAUAAAGAAGGACGAAAUCGCUGGGAAUUUGGAUAUUAUUGUUUGUUCCGUGAACCAAAGUCAUCCAAUUAUUUAGCAAAAGUGUGUCACAUACUUCCGGAAAGAAGUUAUAUGCAAAUAACCGUCGUCAUGAUAGCUUGUCUCUUCAUGACCGCAACUUUUAUCGGUUACACUAUCGUACCUGAAUUAAAAAACUUCCACGGUUUCAUAUUUCGUUGUUACAUCGCCACCCACAUAAGUCUCCACAUCUGCGAACUCUCCACCCAAGCGACCACCGAGUCGAGGACUUACGCGAACGUAUUCAGCUUCUUCAGAUUCUGCGCUGUGAACUGUGCCGUAUCCUGUGCGUUUUGGCUGAACGUAAUGAGUUUCAAUAUUUGGAGAGCGUUUCGGGGAUUGUCAUCCGUGGAUCCGAAUGGUAGAAAACGUGGGAGGAAACGUUUCUUUUGGUACGCGAUGUACGCCUGGUUGUUGCCACUUGCUAUGACAUCAACUUGGACGGCUGUUAAUUACUUGGUGCCUCAAUUCCACAGCGAUACAAUCGAUGUAAAUCUGAGGUGGUCAAUCAUCAUCGGAUUACUGACUGUAGUCCUCAUAGCAAAUGCGAUCAUGUACAUUUCUACUGCUCUAACGAUCAGAAGACACAAGCAAGAUACGGCCCACCUAACAUCCGGCGUUAAUAAGCAUCACGAAGUUGACAAGCAGUGGUUCAAUUUGCACAUAAAAUUGUUCUACGUCAUGGGAGGUAAUCUAAUUGUCUGGAUUAUCUGGAUGUUCUUUCGUACCGACUCGACUUUGUCAACGGAUAUUUUGAUGCUAGCUGAAUUAUUGCAAUGCUCUUUAACGGCGAUAAUUUUUUUAUGGAAAGAAAACGUCAAAAGAUCCAUACGAAAGAGAUUUCGCAGGGCGUUGGCGCCCGGAAGCACCUCUUUGUCUACACUACCCUCGAGCUCUUAUUAAUCUUGUACUUUUUCCUAUCGGUAGACCGAAUAAAGAUCUGUAGUAUUCGCUA
Athalia rosae (coleseed sawfly) is the source of this 2038-nucleotide messenger RNA. Its product is annotated as G-protein coupled receptor Mth2-like. The coding region runs from base 532 to 1986 and encodes 484 amino acids. The transcript has 5 exons. Gene Ontology annotation, molecular function: G protein-coupled receptor activity. NCBI's taxonomy places the organism in Eukaryota, Metazoa, Arthropoda, Insecta, Hymenoptera, Athaliidae. The record is from RefSeq and is a predicted model, not a curated record.